GGUGGAUUCUGGUCUAUGUAGUUUGGCCUUGUAUGUUAAAGCGAAUGUUAAACUUAUCUUUCAAGCCACAUCAGAUCACAGAACCGGAAACAGAUGUUUCCGAGUCGACUUCAUCCAGGUGAGUUUACCUGCUGCAGAUUUAACAUGGCUUCGGAUGAGUCUCCUCCAGAGGAGAAGAAGGUGAAGAGGAGGAGCAGCAGGAAGUUGCAGAAGAAGACCGCACACAUUGAAGACUUAACAUCCGCCGGUCACACAGCUCUGCAGGAGGGACGACCACAGGAUGCUCUGAGCUGCUUCGAACAAGCUCUGAAGAUUGCUGCACAGUUGCAGGACUCUCGGGUUCUACGGGCCUGUUGCUUUAAUCUGGGAGCGGCCUAUGUGGAGGCAGGCCGACCUCACAAAGGACUGGACUUCCUGCGACGGGCUCGGUCCGGUCCAAAGGCUGAGCGGCUCCCAGACCUCCAGUUCAACAUGGCGCUGGCCCACAAUGCACUGGGACAGAGCCAAGAGGCCACCGCCUGCUUCCUGCAGGCCGCUCAGUUGUACAGGUCGCAGGGAGACGGAGGCAGUGAGGGGGACGCCUGCAUGGAAAUGGGCCACUGCUACAGCAGAAUACAGGAUUGGUCUUUGGCAGUGCAGAGUUUUCUUCGAGCAGCAGAGAGUUACAAAGUAGCCUCCAUGUUGGAUUCUGCAGCCGCCGCCCUUAAAGAGGCAGGAAGUCACAUGGUCCAUUCAGAUCAGUUCAGCCAUGACGACGUCAAAGACAGGCUGACCGAGUGUUUGCGUUUGAGCAACAGUGUUGGGGAUCCAAGCACUCUGGGUGAGCUCUACCUGUCUGUGGGUGUUUCCUACUGUCGCAUCAGGUGUUUCCAGGAGGCGGUGACAUGUUUUCAGCCAGCGCUGGAGCUGGCAGCUCAGAGACCCCCCCUGCUGGCCAAACUGCUGCAGAACCUCGGAGCAGCCCUGAACUCUUUGGGGAAGUUCAGCUCUGCGGUGGAUUAUCACAGGCUGGCUGCAGGACUGUACGGCUCUCUGGGUUGCCGUGCCGAUCAGGCUCGGUGUUUCAAUAAUCUGGCCAUGGCCUGCAGUCAGCUGGGGGAUGACCAGGAGGCAGCAGAGAGCUUCAUCCUCGCGCUGCAGGGAUUCAGAGACACAGAGGACCACCUGGCUGAGGUCCAGGUAUGUGAGCUGCUGGCUGAGUGUUACCUGAGGCAGAAGAAACUUCAGAAAGCUGUUCAGCUCUACAAGCAAGCUGUGAGCACGCUCUCUUACUGCAAGGCAGGUGUGUCACCCUCAUGGCUGCGGCUUCUCCAGACGUCCGCUGAGGAAGCUGAAGGAGUUCAGGACCGCCUGGUGGAGCAUCUGUCUGCAGCUCUGCAGCAGAGUCUGGCUGUGACACAGAGGCCACACCCCGACAGGACCUGCCUAUACCUGCCACACCCUCACAGCUCACCUGGUGGACAGGAUGUCAGGAAGAGUGGCACAGCACCAAGUCUGGCAGCUAAUCAGCAAUCAGGUGGGCAAAGACUAGAGGCUCCAGACGCAGGACGUAAAGGUGAGGCAAGCUCAGGUGGACAGUCAGCAGCAGAGCCGACCAGGUCAUCAGAGGGCGGAGUCAGUGACGGUGCGAGUCUAACACCUGGAUUCCAGCGUUCAGUGCCAUCAGAGAAGCUGCACCAAGGUGAGCAGUGGUUGGACAGAGAGAAUCCUCACCCAGACAGUGAAGCUUCCUCACCUCAGCAGGUGGAGUCCUCCCCCACCAGCUCAGGUGACGUCAGAAAGGCAGCGUCACCUGUGUCCAGUUGGAAGUCCCGCCUCUGUUCAUUAAUGUAGUCUCCUGAUUGGACAAUGAACUUCUCCUCAUAUUGAGGACGUUAGGUUAUCAGGACUCUCCCAAAGACGCCUGAAACGUUUUAUCACGGCUUCACCUUCGUGCUUCCAGUCCAUUCUGGACUCCUCCAUCAUGGCUUCCUGCUGCUGCUUUCCUGCUUCAUUCACUCAGGUGUGACAGGUGUACCAGGUGUACCAGGGGAUCCAGAGGCUCGAUGCUCUCACAGAUUUCUCAGACUCUGUCCCACUGCAAACCAGAACCAGACGGCUUUUAUGGACUCUGCAUCAAACUUAAGAUGAAACGAUCAUCUGCGCCCCCUGCUGGCUGAACGCCUGGUGCCUCCCUGCUGCUUGCAGGAGAUCUGAGGUGGAGCUGGUGGAGCUAUAGGUCCCUCAGAGGUUCUGAUCUAGUUCCCUGAGAGGUUCUGAUCCAGAUCCAUGAGAGGUUCUGAUCCAGAUCCAUGAGAGGUUCUGAUCCAGGUCCCUCAGAGGUUCUGAUCCAGGUCCCUCAGAGGUUCUGAUCUAGUUCCCUGAGAGGUUCUGAUCCAGAUCCAUGAGAGGUUCUGAUCCAGGUCCCUCAGAGGUUCUGAUCCAGGUCCCUCAGAGGUUCUGAUCCAGUUCCGUGAGAGGUUCUGAUCCAGAUCCCUGAGAGGUUCUGAUCUAGUUCCCUGAGAGGUUCUGAUCCAGAUCCCUGAGAGGUUCUGAUCCAGCUCCCUCAGAGGUUCUGAUCCAGGUCUCUCAGAGGUUCUGAUCUAGUUCAGGUUCUGAUCCAAGUCCCUCAGAGGUUCUGAUCCAGGUCCCUGAGAGGUUCUGAUCCAAGUUCUGAUCCAGGUCCCUCAGAGGUUCUGAUCCAGGUCCCUCAGAGGUUCUGAUCUAGUUCCCUCAGAGGUUCUGAUCCAGAUCCCUGAGAGGUUCUGAUCCAGGUCCCUCAGAGGUUCUGAUCCAGGUCCCUCAGAGGUUCUGAUCCAGGUCU
Messenger RNA from Fundulus heteroclitus (mummichog), 2803 nucleotides. Its product is annotated as tetratricopeptide repeat protein 24. The record is from RefSeq and is a predicted model, not a curated record. The coding region runs from base 94 to 1833 and encodes 579 amino acids. Gene Ontology annotation, molecular function: protein binding. Lineage: Eukaryota; Metazoa; Chordata; Actinopteri; Cyprinodontiformes; Fundulidae. The transcript is spliced from 15 exons.